Molecule: messenger RNA, 1343 nt
Organism: Hyla sarda
Lineage: Eukaryota; Metazoa; Chordata; Amphibia; Anura; Hylidae
Gene: CHST4
Product: carbohydrate sulfotransferase 4
Exons: 2
Coding region: 153-1343 (396 amino acids)
Biological process (GO): sulfur compound metabolic process; carbohydrate metabolic process; N-acetylglucosamine metabolic process
Cellular component (GO): Golgi membrane
Molecular function (GO): N-acetylglucosamine 6-O-sulfotransferase activity
Source: RefSeq, a predicted model, not a curated record
UCCUGGGAUGAUCCUGGCCGCAACUCCUGGCACCGGGUGUCCAUUUCUCGGCGUGAGGAAGAAGUGGGCGAUGGUGCAAAGUUUGCAGCAGAUAGGAGUGGACGCGCCCGGCCUCUGACCCCAACAUGGCUGCCUCAGGGCUCAUGUAGAUUAUGUUGAAGGUCUAUGGAGGCAAGGUUUCUCUGUUAUUCCUAAUAAUAGCUCAGACAAUGGGAUUCAUUUGUGUUAUGAUGAGUCUGCAAUACAAGAAGACUCCUCCUGUAGAGAAACCUGAGAACAUGCACAUCCUUAUAAUAUCUACUUGGAGAUCGGGUUCUUCCUUUACUGGUCAAAUCUUCAGUCAGCAUCCUGAUGUCUUCUAUCUGAUGGAACCUGCUUGGCAUGUGUGGGCUUCUUUGCCAAAUAAUAAUGUUAAAGUCUUACAAAUGGCUGUGCGGGACUUGAUCCGUUCUAUCUUUUUAUGUGACAUGUCCGUAUUUGAUGCCUAUAUGCCACAGGAAAGGGUUAAAACAACUUUGUUUCAAUGGGAGACCAGUCGAGCUUUGUGUUCUCUACCUGCCUGCAAUCUUUUUAAGCGUAAUGACAUCAUAUCCCAGACUGAUUGCCGUAAGCUUUGUCGUGGAUACCCAUUUGACACCAUUGAAAAUUCAUGUAAGACCUACAGCCAUAUUAUAAUGAAAGAAGUGAGAAUAUUUGAUUUGAAGAGCAUUUAUCCAUUAUUUAAAGAUCCAUCUCUCAACCUCAAAGUCCUACACUUGGUGCGAGAUCCCCGUGCUGUCUUUCAGUCCCGGGAGAAAACAUCUCAAGAGCUCUCUUAUGAUAAUGAUAUCAUUGUAAAGAGCUUACCAAAAAGCAAAUUUAGUAAUGAAAGGAAGGACAUUCCCUAUAAACUAAUAGAAACAAUAUGUAAGAGUCAAGUAGACAUCUAUCUUUCGGUUAACAAUGGCAGACACAGUGCCCUAAAUAGUCGUUAUAUGAUGGUACGUUAUGAAGACAUAGUAAGGGAUCCUAUUGAAAAAGCUAGGCAGAUGUAUGAAUUCGGUAAACUAAAUUUCACCCCGAAACUAAAAAACUGGAUACACAAUUUAACCCACGGGAAAGGCCAAGGGAACAGUUUUGUUAUCAACUCCAGAGAUGCAGUCAACGUCUCUAAGGCAUGGAGGAAGUCUCUACAGUUUGAAUCUGUUCAAAAGAUACAAGAUUUGUGUGCCGAGGCCAUGGAAGUUUUUGGGUACAAACGUCUUAAAAGCAAAGAGGCACAAAAUGACUUAAAUUAUGAAUUAUUGCUGCCUAUACCAGAAAGAGCAAAAACAAGUGGGAAACUUUCUGAUUCUGAAUCAUGA